AAUAAUAGAGAAUCUAUAAACUUAGUUGAAAAUAUUUCAACUCUCACACGUGAUGAUGGUGUACGAUAUGAUACUAUUCUUGAAAAUGAUGUUUAUGAUUAUUCUCAACAAAAUGAUCAAGAAGAUGAACUUGAACAUAAAUGUGUGUUUGAAGUGGAAGAUGAAUCUGAAUUAGAUCAACCCGAAGAGAGAGAAGUCAAUUUUGAUGAACAGGUUUACGAAAAUGCUCCAAUAACAGAACGCAAAAAAAGGGAAAAUACAUUAUUAUUAGGUCUUUGGUAUGGAGACAAAAAGCCUAAUAUGAAUUAUUUUUUUCAUGUGUUUUAUGAUGAUCUAAAGAAACUUGUCAAUGGUAUUGAGGUUUACAUACCAUGUCGGAGAAUUAAUAUUACAGUCAAGGGUAUUCUUUUGUUGGGCACUUGUGAUUUGCCUGCUAGAAGCAUGAAUUUUACAUUAGAAACAGGUGGUAAUGUUCACGUAUACCCAUAUACUAAUAAUAUUGAGAAAAGAACAUUACAAAAUUGCAGAUCAUUUGCUGACAAUGCUUCAAGAGAUGCACCAAUAAUGGGAAUCAAAGGUCCCACAGCACUUUCACUGAUUAUGCCUGAUUAUGUCAUGGGGAUGGCCAUUGAUAGGAUGCAUUGUGUAGAAGGUGGUGUUACUGUGUACAGAAUCUUGGACCAUUGUGGGUAUAUUCUUGUUUCGAAUAUGAGGAUAUAA
Messenger RNA from Ctenocephalides felis (cat flea), 720 nucleotides. RefSeq lists its product as uncharacterized. Lineage: Eukaryota; Metazoa; Arthropoda; Insecta; Siphonaptera; Pulicidae. The record is from RefSeq and is a predicted model, not a curated record.